AUGGCGGAAACGGACUCGACAUCGAGGGUCAACGCGCCUGCUGGUGUCUCUAGUGGUGCUACCGGACAGAAUAGCCGUACGCACCGAGUACUACUGACACGGAGGACCACACUCCUUGCAGCACUGGGUCGGGCCGAGGCAUUUUUGGCGGACUACGAUGCUGUGAGGGACGCGACGAAGGUGCAGGUGCGGCUGGACCACAUCGAGAACGUUUGGAAGAACUUAGAGGAGGUGCAAACGGAAUUGGAGUGUGCUGAGGAAAGUGAAGAAGGUAUGGAAUUGCAUGAAGAAGCACGUGCCAGCUUUGAAGAACGAUUGCUAAUAAUAAAAGCAGAAUUAACAUCCAAACUUCCUGUUAUUCCUAUUGACUCUCAAAUCCUUCAAACUGUACACCCUACUUCCGCUCUCUCUGGUUUGAAACUGCCGACUAUUUCUCUUGCUGAAUUCGACGGGGACUAUAUGCAAUGGUUGGGUUUCCAUGACACGUUCUUAGCUCUGAUUCAUUCGAACACCGAUGUGCCAGCGAUUCAGAAGUUCCACUAUCUGAAAGCAGCUUUGAAAGGGGAGGCUGCCCAGCUAAUUGAAUCGAUUGCGAUUAGCGCAGCAAAUUAUAAUUUGGCUUGGGAUGCUCUGGUGGGACGUUAUGCGAAUGAUUAUCUCUUGAAAAAGCGACACUUACAGGCUCUUUUCGACGUUCAUCCAAUGAAGAAGGAAACCGCAGUGACACUCCACGCGUUGGUGGACGAGUUUGAACGUCAUGUGAAGACUCUGCAGCAGAUGGGCGAACCGACGGCGCAGUGGAGCAGCAUUCUUGAGCACCUACUGUGCACACGUCUACACGAUGACACGCUCAAAGCGUGGGAGGACCAUGCCUCCACCGUGGAGGAUCCGAACUAUUCGUGUCUCAUCGAUUUUCUCCAACGUCGGAUGCGUGUUUUGGAAUCAAUUUCCGUCAAUAACCAUGCGUCUCCUUGCUAUGGGAAUUCGGCGAAUAGUAACUUGAAAAGGUCAACUCAGUUUCGUCUUUCUUCGAAUGCUGCCACUACUAAUUCUGGCAGUAAGUGCCCUGCGUGCGGCCAGGAGCAUUUCAUCACCCGGUGUCAGAAAUUCAACGGUUUUUCAGUUGCUCAGCGACGGCAACUGGUGUUCAAGAAGCGACUGUGUAACAACUGCUUGAAGGGUGAUCACAUGGCGAAGGAUUGCACUUCAAAUUUCAAUUGUAGGCAUUGCAAUAUGCGACACCAUUCUUUCCUCCAUUCUGCGUCGUACGAGGGUUCUCAGAGGUCCGCUCCCGAGACUCAUUUCUCCAGUACCCCAGCUGUAGUGCAGAUUGCUCCGCCCUUGGUGGGCAAGCCUAGUGUGCAAUCGACGGUUGCAGCCACCGAAAACAUCCUUGAUUGUGAGGUGAGUGCUCCAGUGCAGCAGCCGCGGGGAAACGUUUUUCUUCAGACGGUACUGGUGAAGAUUGUCGAUGCUUUUGGGCAGGAUCAUCUAGCACGUGCUCUUCUCGACAGCGCAUCGCAGCCCAACCUAAUCACUGAGCGGCUGGCACGCCUGCUACGACUAAGAAGAAGCAACGUGAACGUGACUAUCCAUGGGGCCGGUCAGCUUCAGCAAACGGUGCGCAACUCUAUCGUGGCCCAAGUCCAGUCGCGAGGCGGCAAUUUCGAUUUAGGGAUCAGCUUUCUAGUGAUAGACAAGGUCACUGCAGACCUUCCGGCGCAGGAUAUUACCAUCGCGGACUGGCAGAUUCCCGACGAACUUCCCCUGGCCGAUCCUGCGUUCAACAUGAGGCAACGCAUUGACAUGGUUCUGGGGGCGAAACAUUACCAUUCGUUCUUCCCCAGUGCAGCUCGCAUUCAGCUCGGUGAGCAGCUCCCACAUCUAAUGAAGAGCGUGUUUGGAUGGGUCGUAACAGGUUCCGCUUCACUACAACAGCUUACGCAACCGUCCACUUCCACUGUCAGUUCCUACAACACCGUAACUGUAUCCAUGAUUUCGUUGGAGGACAGCAUCGAGCGCUUUUGGAAGAUCGAAGACUUGCAGAUGAGUGAUAACUAUUCGGUCGAGGAACGUCACUGCGAAUCUUUGUUCCAAUCGACGGUGGCACGGACAGCUGAUGGACGCUACAUGGUCCGGCUGCCUCGAAAGCCAGAUUUCGACGCCAUGAUGGGAGAAUCCAGAGCCUCUUCGUCGGUACGAAAUGCUUGA
Messenger RNA from Toxorhynchites rutilus septentrionalis, 2211 nucleotides. RefSeq lists its product as uncharacterized. NCBI's taxonomy places the organism in Eukaryota, Metazoa, Arthropoda, Insecta, Diptera, Culicidae. The transcript has a single exon. The coding region runs from base 1 to 2211 and encodes 736 amino acids. The record is from RefSeq and is a predicted model, not a curated record. Gene Ontology annotation, molecular function: nucleic acid binding; zinc ion binding.